This is a messenger RNA of Cryptotermes secundus, 1857 nucleotides long. RefSeq names its product meiosis inhibitor protein 1-like. The coding region runs from base 376 to 1788 and encodes 470 amino acids. The record is from RefSeq and is a predicted model, not a curated record. NCBI's taxonomy places the organism in Eukaryota, Metazoa, Arthropoda, Insecta, Blattodea, Kalotermitidae. The transcript has 8 exons.
AUGCAUCUUAUGGUACCGCUGAAGCCCGAAAUUUCAAACUGGUCGAAGUGUGUGUGUGGCUGUCAAACAUACAUGUAAUAUUGUAUAAUGAAACGGUGUUUAUUUAUAUUAUGAGGAUCGCUAGUAUAUUUGAAGAAAUAUAUUAGAAUUGCGGGCGAUUAUUAAUGAAGCCAUUUUUAAAACUAUAUUGCACUUAGCCUAGAUGAAAAAAUUGUUUACUUGUCAGAAAGAGUAGUUUUUAAGAUUUUCAGUGGCUUGCAAUUUAGUGCUAACUUGAAUAUGUUAAUAAUUGUAAUACUGUAAAAUAGCAUAUAUUGCGAAUUUCAUACAUCAGUGGAGGAUUACGCUUACCAUACAGUUUUGCCAAGGACUAAAAUGGAUGAAGUAGUUCUGAAAAAUCUGAAACAGCAGUUGAUGUCUAGAAAUGUAGAGCUGCAGAUGGAAGCUGUUUCCCUCAUCACACAGUCCCUCAAGGCUGAUGUCACCAAAGAAGGAAGUAGUAUGUGUCAAAUAAAAACUCUCAGAGAUGUUCUUCUUGAUGCAGAUAUAACAGAAUUCCUUUGUGAAGCCAUGGCAACUGUGCACAGUCAUUUGUUGGAAGCAAUAUUUGCGUGUUUAGAGCAUCUAGCAAAGAGCAAGAAGUUUUAUAACAACAGCCAUGUUCUUUAUGUUGUUGAAUGCCUGAUAAGAGCUAUCCAUUUCCUCACUAAGCAACAUAACUCCUUUCACAUACUGAACAGAGCGCUAACAUUACUUGCUGGACUAUUGAAAGGGUUCAUCAAAUUUAAUGGCUCUAAAGCAUUGCAGAUGGGUGCACUUAAUGUGUGUCAAGUGCUUGAGAUGACAAGGAGCGUUCUGAGUGACACGCACAAUACUUGGAAUGAAACAGUGAUUUCUGUGAGUUGGGUACUCAGCAACCUUGUUGAAGGAAGGAACUUUGCUAGUCAGCUUGAUAUGACAUCAUUACAGUUGUUUGUCACUGUACUGGAGACUUGUAUAGCAAUGCUGUCUGCAAUUGUCAAGAAUCACAAAGUAAGAGACCAAAACGCAGAAAAUACUAAAAGAGAAGCUGUUUUACUGAUGAGUUGUAUUACUCUGUCAGUGGCAAGAUUGUGUUCAACUCUCUCAUGCAGCAAAGGGUUGGAGAACAGAUGUGAUAAAAUGACUGAAAUGCAAUAUUUUCCACUCAUUACUAAGUACACAAGGAAGAUAAUGGAUGUAUUGUUGGAAUGCAUCCAGGUUGUCAGUGCUCCUUAUAUACUGGAAAUAGAUAUGGAUAUAUCAAAUAUGGAGUUGUUUUGCCAGUUCUUAUGCAGUCUAAAAUUGAUAUACUGUGAGCCUGUGAAGGAGCUGGAUACUUUCCAGUUAUCACAUCGCCUUGGAGAACUGGGAUAUCUGACAUUCUUGCCUGUGAUAUCAAGUUGGAGUGCUCACAAGUGUAAAGAUGGAAGUUCACUGAAUUCUAUAUGCACAUCUCUUUUGGGAGAGCUGCUGUCUUCUAUGUCAGCCAGUAUACUGAAUGUAGAAGAUCUCUGGCCUGGUGGUUUAGCUGCUUUCCAUAACCAUCUGCAAACUGGUUUGGGAUUCCUUCCGGUUGAGUGUUCAUACUGGUUGCAGGCUCUGUAUAAUCAAGAUGUGCCUCACUCCCUCCAACAUGCAGUCAUCAUAUUCACUUAUUUCCUGUGCCUAUGUGCUUCAAGGUAUCAUCACUGGCAUGCUGCAGUCCAGUUCGUAUGGCACGAGCAACAAGAGUCUUACUGGAGUUACUGGGGCAGCAGAUCCAGUUAAGGAAUGUGUACACCCAUCACCCUGCUAUGCUAUACUGGGCGUUCUCAUCUCCGUGGACUCAUCCUUCAA